Molecule: messenger RNA, 312 nt
Organism: Pseudozyma hubeiensis SY62
Lineage: Eukaryota; Fungi; Basidiomycota; Ustilaginomycetes; Ustilaginales; Ustilaginaceae
Exons: 1
Coding region: 1-312 (103 amino acids)
Source: RefSeq, a predicted model, not a curated record
AUGAAAGCAUCAAACUUAGAGCGCGUCGGGCCUCGGCUGCGUUGGAUUGCAAACAGAUUCGGGCUGCAGCUCGCAUUUUCCCCCGAACUCUCAGGCGUGCUGCCAAGUUGUGCCUUCUAUGCUCCCGCAUUUCGCUCCUCCGGCUACAGUAUUCAAAGUCUUGUGGGCCAAGAAGCUCAGUCGAACUCGUAUGGGCGUAGAACGCAGAAUCUUGCCAAUUGGACAGAGGAUCACCGAGUCUUGGGAUUGGUUAUCGGCGUCUUGCACCGGCGUUCAUCGACUCUGCGCGACCGCCACAAUUUCAGGAUCUAA